Papaver somniferum (opium poppy) is the source of this 1043-nucleotide messenger RNA. RefSeq lists its product as uncharacterized. The record is from RefSeq and is a predicted model, not a curated record. Lineage: Eukaryota; Viridiplantae; Streptophyta; Magnoliopsida; Ranunculales; Papaveraceae. The transcript has 5 exons. The coding region runs from base 444 to 881 and encodes 145 amino acids.
UUCAUUUUUCUUUUCUCUCCUUCGACUUUAGUUUCUCUUCGUUCACUGUUUUCCUCGGAAGAAAUUAAUGGCAAACUUAAACUCUGAAAAAACCCUAUACUAGACAAAAUUGAGAUUUGUGAUCAAAGAAUCUCAACCAAUUUUUCUCCUUCCCCUCUUUAUUCUCUGCAACUUCAGAAGACCCUAUUCAAAUGUUCUCCUGCAACUUGAAAAAAACCUACGUUUUAAAUUUUGAGUUUCUCGAAGAACAAGAAGAAGUGAGACGCAUGCAUAUUGAUUUGGAAAUUUAAUUAGGGUUUCAGCAGCAGUGGUUGGUGAAUUAACAAUUCAGAGAAGGUUUAAUGUUUGGCAAGUGUAGAAAUUUCUAACUCAGCUGGAGACCAUAAAGCAGAAUCAAGUAAUGGUGGUUAUAGCUGCAGAGAUCUGGGGAAGCUUUAGGUUGUAUGGUAAGGCAGCUUUUGAAUGAUCAGAUUGAAAACUCCAGAGCCACAAUGGCUAAAAAGAUGUACGAUAGACAAGUGUCUAUCAUUACGGUGGCUUGGAAGGCACAAAUGAUAGAAGAAGAUGGCUAUGUUUUGAAAUUGGCUAGACAGGUGAAGCUAUCAGAUUAUUUUACAAUAACGAAAUUCAACCAGAUGCCAUACUGGAUGAUGCGCGCAUCUGGAUGCUUAUAUGUGGGUUUGCUGAACUUGGUUGGUUUUUUGCUUUCCAUACACUCAUUUUUACUAAGAAGUAGGGAUGGGAAUGGUGAUACUUGCUUUGUAUCGCCUUUAAUUCAUUUGCCUUUUUUUUACUUUUACGCAAGUCUGUUUUGGUUGUCCAAAUGGUCCUAUAUGGGAUUGUUCGUUGGGUUAAUUUUCAAUUAUGUCUGCCAUUAUUAGUUUACCCAAUUUUUCUUAAUUGGUCUGCUUUGAAAAGCAUAAUCAUGUUCAAUGUCUAAAUGUUUGUAACACUCUUUUUACUAAAUGCCCCAUGUCUGUAGUAAUUGACAUUAAUAUCGACUGCUUGCACUAUUUUGCUUCUAUUCUGAGUAGUGUGACAGG